CUACAUGGACAUGUACGUUGUAUACUUUAGAUUUUAGGACUCCUACGAAAAGUGAAGAAACAUAAACAUUGUCUCAUCCUUGGGGUCCUGUUUGGAUUUGAUUAUCGGCAAAUACAACGAAGUUUGAUGAGCCUACACUUUGUAAUUUUUCGAUUAAGAAAUUUGUUCUUCGUUAUGGGUAUUUGGGUUCCCUGGUUCCUUCGAUGUUGCGAGAAAUAGCUUAUUUCCGUUGUGUUAUCAUCUUCACCGCAACAAGAUGCUUUACAGCUAUAUUCAUUGUAGUUGAGUUAUGAAUUUUAUUAUUUCAAUUUUUAAAUUUGUCAUUUCAUGAUUGUGAGUGGUGACCACAAUUUUGGACAAUUGUUUUGUGCUUUUAGUAUAUCAUAUGUAACACACCUUUGUCUUUUCAGCACUUUCCUGUGUGAUACGCAGUUCCGAUGUAGUCAGAAUGGUUUGCAUCUUCAGGGAAGCAGAAGAUAUUCACUCAAGGGAAUCUUCAAACACAUACAUCAAUAGUUUAGGAAGUUAUUUCAUUGAUUCCAACUUGCUAGUGGAUCUUAGUAACACCUCAAUUGGGUCAUUGGAUUCUAAUUAUAGUUCAGAUGCCUCUAUGGUAAGAUCAUUCCUGGCUCAAAAUUGAUGUUGAUCAAGACCUUUGACAAUUCCCACAAACAAAAGCAAUUGCCUAGCUUUUGUUUCUGCAUUAGCAGAGAAUUUCAUUGAACCUGUACUUGUUAGAUUUCUGACCAAUGCAUAUGAUCUGCAUGAUGUUAAAGCCCUGAGAACUAGAACUCAGCUUCUGUUGGAAAUUGUGAACAACUGCACGCAUGGUUUCUUUUCCUCUUUCUCAAUUUUGUUCUUUUGAUUUACAUCUGGAAUUAAAACAGAGGAAGUGGAUCUGUUCUCCAUCCUAUGUUAAAUGUGCAUGCGUUGAGUGGCCUUGACGACAAAGAAAUUUACCACACCUUUGUCAAAGUCAUAAGCCAAUGCCAUAUGUUGGCAUAUCUGGAGGCCAUCAACCACAUCUUUGUUUUUCCAGAGGAGCUGGUGCUCCCCUUUUUCAAAUCAUGGGCAACAUGUGUAUAUUAUAAAGAUAUGGGAAAGAGGUGGUAUAUUCUUGUGGAAUAUGUUCCAGUUAUAUUAUCAUAUCAAACAGAAUUUCCAUACCAGAAUGUCUUUUAUCAUAGUCAGAUAUCAAUAAAAUGGCCAUUUACUCGAAUAGGUCUUGAAACAUUGCAGUACCAGGAAUCUAUAUCACGAAUACCCCCUUACAUAUAAAAAAUAAAUAGCUCGUGGUUGACAAGUUAGGUGCUUGUGGGAGUAUGCUUCAGAUUCAGAAACUUGCUUGCAACGCGUGGAACACAUUCCUCAGCUGAAACAUUUUGGUUGCACAAUGGAUCUAUCUAUAUAUUGUAAGCAGAAACUUGAUUGAAUUUUCCAAAUGGGAACUCCCUGUUGAUAAGCUGGGAGAAAGUUAAUUUUCUGGACAAAUCAAUUUUUCUCAUACUGUUAUGUUAUUCCAAUAUUAUUUCUUUACGAGCUCAUAUUAGAUGCUCUUGAUUGUCAA
Glycine soja is the source of this 1567-nucleotide messenger RNA. RefSeq lists its product as uncharacterized. NCBI's taxonomy places the organism in Eukaryota, Viridiplantae, Streptophyta, Magnoliopsida, Fabales, Fabaceae. The transcript has 5 exons. The record is from RefSeq and is a predicted model, not a curated record. Bases 913 to 1278 code for a protein of 121 amino acids.